Molecule: messenger RNA, 138 nt
Organism: Sclerotinia sclerotiorum 1980 UF-70
Lineage: Eukaryota; Fungi; Ascomycota; Leotiomycetes; Helotiales; Sclerotiniaceae
Exons: 1
Coding region: 1-138 (45 amino acids)
Source: RefSeq, a predicted model, not a curated record
AUGCAUGUCAACCCCACGAAAUUCCAUACCUUCACUGACAUGCAAGGAUGCAAAGCUGUUGCAGUAGUAAGGCUGGAAACAGCUCAACAACACAACAUAAUCCGACAUGUUACAUACAACCAAGAAACUGGGGAUUAG